This is a messenger RNA of Phaedon cochleariae (mustard beetle), 591 nucleotides long. NCBI's taxonomy places the organism in Eukaryota, Metazoa, Arthropoda, Insecta, Coleoptera, Chrysomelidae. The record is from the annotation of a GenBank genome assembly.
AUUUAGAAUCACAAACACGGAAGAAGAAUCAAAAUCAACAUAACCUUUACGGAUACCGAGUUUUGGAAAUAAAAAAUAAAUAAAUUUUCAACAAAUUUCAGGAUAUUACUGAUAUUAGUUUUCAAAAUGCUACCCCUUUCUUUGCUGAGAACUGCACAAAACCAUCCCAUGUUGGUGGAGCUCAAAAAUGGAGAGACCUACAAUGGGCAUUUGGUCAGCUGUGAUAACUGGAUGAAUAUCAACCUGCGUGAAGUUAUUUGUACCUCUAGGGAUGGUGAUAAGUUCUGGAGGAUGCCUGAAUGCUACAUUCGUGGUAGCACUAUCAAGUAUCUACGUAUUCCUGAUGAAGUUAUUGAUAUGGUCAAGGAGGAAGCUGUUGUCAAAAAUAAGGGACGUGGUGAUAUGAAAGGUGGAAGAGGGGGACAGAACCAGAGGAAUAGACCUGCUGCCAGAGGUAACUUUGGGGGUAGGACCGGCAAACCUGGCAACCAAGGUGGUAGAAAUCCACCAUUUCAGAAGCAGAAGCCAAAACAGUAAUAUCACCAAUCCAUUUGUAAUAUUUUUCUCAUUUCAUCAUUUUGUGAUAAUGUU